Messenger RNA from Nannospalax galili (Upper Galilee mountains blind mole rat), 771 nucleotides. Its product is annotated as translation initiation factor IF-2-like. NCBI's taxonomy places the organism in Eukaryota, Metazoa, Chordata, Mammalia, Rodentia, Spalacidae. The record is from RefSeq and is a predicted model, not a curated record. The transcript is spliced from 2 exons. The coding region runs from base 1 to 741 and encodes 246 amino acids.
AUGCCUAGAUCCAGGGGCGUCGUGGCGGGCCUAGCCAGGACUCAGGGAGCCGGCGACUCGCGUGUCACCGCGGUGGGGCGGGUCGGUCUCCUCCCCUUCCUCCGCCCGCCCCGCCCAGGAGCAAGACCGCCUCCACCCGCGGGAUCCCGGCGCUGUGUCGGUGCUCCCGCGACUGCUGCGUCCGUCGGUCUGUUCGCUCGACCUGCGAGGGCUGGGGCUGGGGCGGAGGUGGGACUGUCCCCUCCCUCCUGCUCUCCCUCCCUCCGGGAGCGGGGCUCGGCGGAGAAGAAGCCAGCGCGGGGAGAUCUCGGUCGCGAGCACGAGUGGGGUGGGGCGUGCCCGCGGCCCCCGCCCCCCCCCAGGUCCCCCAGCCACAGCUCCGGAGCCGCGGGCCCCGCGCUCCGCCCACUUCUCCUGGUGAUCUGUGAUCCCCCCACUCCAGAGCCGGCCAGGAGAGGGGACGGGGUGCCUGCGUGCUGGGGUGUAGGGACGCCCCUGCAGCAAAGCCGUCGGGAGGGGCGGAUCCAAGCCGCCGCCGAGGAAGCCAGGCGCCGGGUCUGGGUCACAGUCGCCAGCGCAGAACGAAAGCGCAGGCAGCAGCAGGCUGGGGCCCUCGCCGCCGCCGGGGUGACAAGGCCCUGCGUGGCAGGGAGAAGACGACCAGAGACCAGUGUGGAAGAGGCAGUACCUACAGGGGCGGGCGCCUCCCUCCCACCUGAACCAGGGGGACCAAGGAAUUGAGAGUGUCCCCCAUCGUAAGAAAGACGCUAC